AUGCCAAGAAGUGUCAGUGACUCAAGCCUUGCGCGAGAUCCAUACCUACUGGAAUAUUAUAAGAGAAACUACUCGUUUGCCUCAAAUUCGGACAAGAAUAAAAAGAAGACAGAGGGAAAAACUUGCUGUGGACACCGAUCUUGUCAUUUGGACCGUUUUAAUCUGCUCAGCAAUGCAAAGACCGUUCCCGUGAGACCAUUUACACUGUACAAAGUGCUCGUUACCACUGCAGAUGUGUCCAACGCUGGUACAUCAGCCAAUAUAUAUAUUACACUAAAAGGAGAUUGGGGCGCAUCUAUCCGUCAGAAAUUAAAAAAAUUGCGCAAUAAACCAUGUAAAAAUAAAAGAUUCAAAUUCGAAGCCGGAUCGACACACACAUUUUACGUUGUUUCACCGGACCUCGGUAACAUAAAGUCCGUGGUCAUUGAGCACGACAGCACUCGUAUAGAAGACGGAUGGUUACUUGAAUGCAUACAAAUUCUUCAUCCGCUUACAAAACGUCGUUACAUGUUCCUUUGUAAUCACUGGCUUUCGUUGUACAAGGAGGACGGUCUCCUCACUCGUGAACUCUAUGGGGUACGGAGCACCAAAACGAAAUACUCUAUCGUUGUAGUGACGGGAGAUUGUGAGGCGGCAGGCACGGACAGCAACGUAUACAUUAAACUGUUCGGUCGUACCGGAAUCACACCCCGUAUUCAACUUGCCCAGGAUCAGUCUCAGAGCAAUCACAGUGUCUACUUCUCUCCGUUCGCGCGCGGUAUGAGCUCCAAGUUCAUUGUGAACGCACCCAGUGUGGGCGCGAUGACCCAUGUACGUAUCAGUCAAAAUGGUCGGGGCGAAUAUCCGCACUGGUUUCUCGAACGGAUUGUGGUGACCGAUUUGUCCCACCCAAAAUGGACGUACUAUUUCCACUGUUCCCUUUGGCUUUCACCAAGCUACGCGGAUGGAAAGCUCUUUAGAAUGAUACGAGGUGCAAGGGAACCAACCGGAACCGGUGUCGAAACUGAAUACCAACUGACAUUUUACACUGGCGAUCGACCCGAGGCUACCACAUCUGCCGAUGUAUUUGUUCAGUUCCACGGGGAAAGUGGAAUCAGUCGAGAGAUUUGGUUAAACGAUGCACCAUGGCAACGACCUACUACAGCUCAGUCACACAGUCCAAUUCGCUUCAGUCGUGGAUCGUGUGUCCAAGUGCGACUCCCACCUUGUCAACAAUAUGGACCCCUAAAACAACUCACCGUUGGUCACAAUCGACGUGGUUCAUCUCCCAAAUGGUAUUUGGAGAAAGUAAGAGAUUUAUCGGAAAGUUGA
Messenger RNA from Echinostoma caproni, 1311 nucleotides. The record is from the annotation of a GenBank genome assembly. Lineage: Eukaryota; Metazoa; Platyhelminthes; Trematoda; Plagiorchiida; Echinostomatidae.